UAAUUAGUCGCAUUUUUUUUUUGAAAUUAUAAUGUCAAUUAGAGAAUUACCAAAUGUUGAAGUUGUAAGCAUUGAACAGCCAAGUAGAAAAAAACAUGAAGGGCAAUGGGAACCAGAAGAAGAAGGCAUUGGUUUUGGAGGUGGAUUAUUAUUUGCUCUAUUAGUCAUCUUAUUCAUUUGUACCUUUCCAAUAACAAUAUUUUUCGCAAUACGUACUGUUAAAACCUAUGAACGAGCUGUUAUCUUACGUUUUGGCAAGUUAAAACGUUCUGGUGGAAAAUAUGUUUUAGGCGCUGGGCUACAAUUUGUAAUGCCUUGCGCUGAUCAAAUGAUCUCGAUAGAUUUACGUACACAAACAGUGAAUAUCCCACCACAAGAAAUACUAACAAGUGAUGCAGUCACUGUCACUGUUGAUGCUAUUGUAUUUAUGCGAGUUAUUGAACCAGCUGCUGCUCUGUUACGUGUUGAAAAUGCAAGGAGAUCAGCGGAGCUAUUAGCUGUCAGUUCGUUACGUUCAGUAUUGGGAACUUAUGAAUUAUCUGAAUUGCUAACAAAUCGUGAUCAAAUUGAUGAAAAAUUGGCCAAUCUACUAGAUGAAGCUACAGUUGACUGGGGAAUUAAAGUGGAACGUGUUGAAAUCAAAGAUGUUUCAUUACCACAAGAUAUGCAACGUGCAAUGGCUGCUGAAGCUCAAGCAGUUAGAGCAGCUAAAGCUAAGGUGAUAGCAGCUCAAGGUGAAUUGGAUGCAUCAACAACAUUAAGAAAAGCUGCUGAAGAAAUGACCUUAUCCCCUGCAGCUAUACAAUUACGUUAUUUACAAACCCUGGCGACAAUUGCUACAGAACAAAACUCUACAAUUAUAUUCCCUUUACCAAUGGAAUUAUUUCAAAGUGUGUUGUCAAAGAAACGCGCUUAACUGGUCUCUCUGUGUAUGUGUGUGUUUGCUUUAGUUUUAUGCCUGCC
Trichobilharzia szidati is the source of this 963-nucleotide messenger RNA. Lineage: Eukaryota; Metazoa; Platyhelminthes; Trematoda; Strigeidida; Schistosomatidae. The record is from the annotation of a GenBank genome assembly.